CAUUUAUUUCCUUCUAUCUUGGCCUUGAAAUUGCUUUUUCUUCAAAGAAAUAUAUAAAAUUAAUAACAGAGAAGACUUUAAACACAUUUUGAUAAGAAUUCUGAGUAAAAUGCUUCGGGCAGGAUUGUACGAAUUGAACGUCAUGUCAUGCCAGGUUGACCUUAGCAUGGAGCUGCCUCCAAAAGAACGGUUCAUGAACGACGCUUUGCAGUAUGCUGUACAAACUAAUAACAUUGAGAGGGUGGAAAUGCUGCUCAACCAAGGUGUGGACAUCACUUGGAAAUGUCAAGUGUCUGAACUGUCUCCUCUGCAGAGUGCUUUGAAGCUGGAACAUAUAAAGAUCUUCAAACUUUUACUCGAUCAUGGAGCCAAUGCAGUUGAGUUCUUCUUCUGGAUGGUCGACUUGGACGCCAAAGAUAUCGCUAUUUUGAAAGUUGUUCAGAACCACCCUGAAAUUCUGACAUAUCUUUUCGAACAUGAUGUUUUACCUGGAACAAAUGCCUACUGGCAAGAAUGGGCUGCUUUUGUGGACGUACUGACACACUUGAGCUCCAAUUCUACAGUCGACCUUGAAAAACUUUACAAAGUGCUUUUAAGUUGUGUGAUGGUGUGUCCAAGUCAAAAUGAGAAAUCAGUUGAGUUACAGGGCCAUCAGUUUGUUAAGUGUACUCACUUGGACUUGCGUCUGGUGCUGCUGUUUAAUGCAAUAGAAAGCAAAUCUGUGUCAUGUGUGAAUUUGUUGCUCCAGCAUGGAGUCCCUGUAAAUAUCCUUGGUCCUGAUAUGAAAAAUGGUUGCCUGUAUGACGAAACACCAUUGCAUCGUGCAUGUCGUUAUGACAGCAUUGAGAUAGUCAAAGUGCUCUUGAAAAAUGGAGCAAAAUUUGUGUGUUGUGAGGAGGCAUUGACUCCACUGGAUGUUGCCUACAAUGAGCUUUCUGUUGAAAUUAUGUGGCUGUUUGUAGCAAAUGGGUAUACAUCAGAAAGCAUCAAGAGUUAUAAACUGAAUGUAGCUUGUCUACUCCAGGAAGUUGAUCUAGUCAGGGAGUUGAUUGAUGAUGGCGCUGAUGUCAACAAGUUUGAUCACAAAGGAAGGAUGCCCCUUAUCAUGGCAAUCUAUGUCAAGAACAUGGCGUUAUUCAAGUUGCUUUUGAAGGCUGGUGCUUUGCCAUACAUGCCAUGUUUUCACAAGCCUAAUCCAUGCACCGGUCUGCACUGUCCAGCAAAUUCAGUUCGCCGUGCAGUUGAGUACAAGAAUGCAGAGGCCCUGGACUGCCUGCUGGACAUCUUGUGUGAGGACAUACCGCUGACAAAGCGCUUCUCGGAUUCUAGUCGUCUUCUGGUCAAUGCCAUAACAUCAGGAGACUACAAAACCUUUGAUGUUUUGAUGAAACGUGGAGCUGACUGCGUAUCGAGAGUUUAUGAUGGCUUCGCACCGAUUCAUAUUGCCGCACAUGAGGGGGACGUGUCGAUGUUGAAGGCGUUGGUGGAGAGAGGUGUCUGCGUCAAUGAUAAUGCUGCUACCAAGAAGCAUGUCCAUGUUCGUGAUGAAAGGUGUGAAAAGAAAGAGAAGUAUUGCUGUAUCGAUUUUGAGGAGGUAGACCACAGACCUCUGUUUCUCACCAAAAGCGCUGAAUGCAUACGCUUCCUGUUGGAAAAGGGUGCUGAUAUCCACAGUGUCGGUUGUGAGGGUUAUCUUCGUGAUGUCUUGGCAGAGGAUGGAAAAUUUCUUGACGAAUUGACACCACGUCAUCGUGCAAGGAUACUAACUACGUACUGAGACAAAAUUGGGCCAGGAACCGACGGAAUAAAAACUGUGGAACCUUGUCCCCCAUAUGUCAAAAUCAUAGAAACUGGGAGUCUGGCAGCCAUGAAGGCCUAUUUCAGUUCUCAGCGUGAAAAGCUAUGCCAAACUCCAUUGAUGUUCGAGACAGCUUGUCGUGCUGGCAAAUAUGAACAUGUUCGCUACCUCAUCUCUCAGACUCCAUCCUGGCUGCGCAUGCUCCAUACCCUUCAUCUGAUGUUUACAAAACCGUCAUUUGAAUCGCACUUUCAAUCGAUACUGUUGAACGAACAGUGCGAUUGGAUAAAAGAAGGCAGAGCCAAGGAAGACCCAAUUUGCUACAUCAAGAUGGUGGGAAUGCUGCUUGACCUGGGCUGCACCUUUGACUUCAGAUUCUGGGAUGAAGAAAAUAUUGAUGUCGAAGAAGACAAUUUGCCAAAUUUUGAAGGAGAUGUCAACAAUUAUGAUUUGUCGCAUUGUGAGGACAAGAAAGAAGAACACCACGAAGGGGACAGGGAAGGCGAGUUGUCAAAUUGUGUGGGAGAAAUCAACAAUAAUUUGUCCUCUUGUGAGGACAAGAAUGAAGAACAUCAUGAAGAGGAGCAAGACAGUGAGUUGUCAAAUU
Lineus longissimus is the source of this 2405-nucleotide messenger RNA. Its product is annotated as ankyrin-2-like. The transcript is spliced from 2 exons. Lineage: Eukaryota; Metazoa; Nemertea; Pilidiophora; Heteronemertea; Lineidae. Bases 110 to 1777 code for a protein of 555 amino acids. Gene Ontology annotation, molecular function: protein binding. The record is from RefSeq and is a predicted model, not a curated record.